AAUUCAGUAUUUGAAAAUUCAAAUGCUUUAUUUUAAAUUCUUGUUGAGCAAUAGACGUUUAUUAUCUAAAUAGAAGUAAAAUAUAGGUAUUAAAUAUCACAAAUUAGAAUCUCAAAGUUAGUAAUUCACAAAAUGAGCGGCAUGGAAAUGGAAAUUAUUGAAAUAAGCUCAACAAACUCUGAAAUUCUCGGAGAUGAUAAUAUGAAAGAAAUUGAACUCGAAAAACUAUCAAGUUUAUCAAGAAGUCGUCAUAGUCUUAAUUUAUAUGAUCUGGGUGUUUGUGGGAUUAAAUCUGAAGCUGAAAAAGAUUCUCAGAUAAUGUCCGAGUAUGAUACCAUUCUCAGAAAAGAAAUUGAUCAGUGGAGAGAUCUUUUAAAAAGUACAAAAGAAAGAAUAAAAACAAACGAAAACGCUACUUUGGAGUUGAAAGAAGAAAUAUUAACAAAAGAGCAUAUAGAUCACAUUAAUCAAAGACCGAACUUUGAAAAUUUUUUAAAAGGCUUCGAAGAAUUUAAUAUAAAAUGCUACAAUUUCUUCGAAAUUUAUGAAAAAACUUUAGAUGAUCAAAAAAAUUUAAUAAAAGAAUACCAAGAUGUAAUAAAAAAGGAUACUUUGGUUAAUUACAUGUGGGAAAUUUAGUUUUCAGUGGCAAAAUCAAGUUUUACAUUUUAAGCAUAUUGUGCUUUUGUUUUUAAAGAAUUUUCCGGAAUAAAAAUUUUUUGUAAUACAUAUACAUAUAUAUAUACACAACAAUUUUAUAAUAAUUUACAUAAUGCUGAA
This is a messenger RNA of Condylostylus longicornis, 780 nucleotides long. RefSeq lists its product as uncharacterized. The transcript has 4 exons. Lineage: Eukaryota; Metazoa; Arthropoda; Insecta; Diptera; Dolichopodidae. Bases 133 to 639 code for a protein of 168 amino acids. The record is from RefSeq and is a predicted model, not a curated record.